Messenger RNA from Ilex paraguariensis (yerba mate), 402 nucleotides. The record is from the annotation of a GenBank genome assembly. Lineage: Eukaryota; Viridiplantae; Streptophyta; Magnoliopsida; Aquifoliales; Aquifoliaceae.
AUGUCAAGGAGUGAUGGCAAGCAAACAAAGACCGAUGAGGUUGUCCCUGAGCAGCGUGGCAGGAGACAACAUAAGGGUGGCAUAGCAGGGAGAAGAGAAUUACGAGAGGCUACUGAAAUUGGUGAGGAAGCUGCUAGCGCCGAGGAGGCUGGAGCCAGAGUGGCAAUGAUAGCAGACAUCGUGGGAGCAGAUAGCGCAAGCGCCGCGGGUGAGGUGGGCAUAGACAUUGUUGGUGUAGGCACCGUCAAUGCAGGAGUAGGCACUGCGGGCAUGGACACCGCGGGGACCACGAGCGCUGAUCUGGAUGAUUCACUCGAGGGCACCCGGAGCAUGGGCAUCAUGGUGGAGGGCGCAAGCAGUGCCAGCGGGUGCAGGCAAGGGAACAAAUUGGAGCACAGAUGA